GCGGCGGCAGCAUAAUUCAACGCGCCCAUCAUCAUGAUCGACGAUGUGGAUGACGACAGCUUGGAGAAGGAGCUGAAGGAGUCUGCGAUAUUCUCGCCGCAAGUAGAUGAGUUGCAUCUCCAGGCACACGACUUCUCGCACUUCGAUGGACCUGCGUUGUCGCUGUGGCAUCUGCGACAACUCUUGCUGGCGCCGCGAGGAUCGUCCCGCACGGCGGCGACGACGUCGACCAUGUCGCCUUCGACGCUUCACACGUUGGCCACGCAGUUCAUGCAUUCUAUGAGCGUCGAAGAAGAGGUGGAUAUGGUCCACGUGUCGUUCGUGCCGGAACCCGACUCGACGUCCACCGCGUUGCCAACGACGACUUCAGUUGGACCGUCCCCGUCCGACCUUGCCGACUUUCGACUGCACAUUGCGCCGCAGUCGAAUCUGUACCUGUCGUAUCGCAAGUACCGCGUCGCGGUGUGUCUCGACGCGAGCCCUUCUACGCUCUCCAUCGACCCCAUCUCCGGCACCCUAAUCCUGGACAUGGCGUUCCAGGCGAUAGACCUCUUGCUCCAGGGUCUCGUCGAGCCUCCGCCUUCUUCUACAUCAGCAUUUGUCUUCCCCGAGAUAUACUUGUCGGUCAUCGUACAAGGCGCGAUGGUGGAUUCGCUGUGCGUGCUGGUGCAAGGCGUGACGCUGCAUGCCGCCAACGUCCGCGAAGUCCUCGCGUUGGUGAAACACCGCCUCCAACUUCUCGAAGACGACUGGGCCAAGAAGUUGCCAUCUCCUUCCUUCUCUGACCCCACCUCCCUCGCCACAUCCCUCCAGAACUCCAUCUUCGCCCUCAAUUCCCUUCCCCACGACGCGUCGCCCAUGCUCUUCCUCGUCACCGACGGCGUCGUGGACCUUCCCAACAUGUACGCGUACGACGAUCUCAUGAUGCAACUCGCACGGCACAACAUCCAAUGCCACGCCAUCCAGAUCAGCGGGGGGUACCAGCCCCAAUGUGCGUUUGGGUACGUUCCCGACACCGACCUCCUCCGAUUCCUGGCCGACGCCACGGGGGGCUCCCUCUUUGACGUCCCCACGCUACAUCUCCUCGUCCAAUCCAGGUCACACCCGCUGUGCGCCAAUGGCCUGCAGCCGGUGCUGUUCUUCAACCCGUCGCUCGUGGUACCCCGCGCCCACUCUUGGGACAUGCCGCAGGUGGUCGACGCCGAGCCCCUGGCCGCGUUGAACGCGUUCCGCCCGCUUCGCCUCUUCCGGGAAAAGAUCCACGAGUACAAGAUGCGCGGGAGUGUGCUCAAGAUUGUGCAGGCGCGGCUACAAGAAGGCUUUUUCGUGUCCAAAGUGACAGUCGACUCGGCCGUGGUCGUGUCGUGCUUGUUGCAGUGGAAGUCGGACAUUUGGCUCGAAUACACGGUCACCGCCAACUUUAUGUCGAACGACAUGACGCUGCGGGUGGACGUGCUCGCGCCGGCCAAGUUCCUCGACGAGUUUGCUACGAAACAGCGAAAUGGUGGGGGACUUGUGUUUGACGGCGGGCCUCCAGGAUCGUCGUCCACUGCUGGAGCGAACGCAUCGACCCUUGGGUUUGCAGCUGCCCCCCCGCCGUCCACUGCCGUGUCCUCCAUGCUUGACCGAUCGAAUGCAUCCACCAACUCGGUCAUAAGCAGCCCCACAACCAAGGCGCUCCACACGUUUCUCAAGGACCUGCACGAGCGCGACCGCAUUUUGCUCCACUUGAUGUCUGCCAUUCAAAUGCAAGCGACGCUCGACACGGAAACAAAGCCGAUUUUGAACCUGUUUUCCCGGACCGCGACCGCCGUCACGUCGGCGCACCCAGUGUUUACCCUGCUUGGGGACUUGUCGCCGUUGUUGUGGCAUCGGUGGUUCCACGUCGAGCGCUUCGAGCUGAUCCACGUCGAGUGGACCGCACAACACAGCGCCGACACGGCGUUCGUAGCUGCCGACGCGCUGCACAAGUGGGCCACCAUGCAGCUCAGCCCCAACAAUUACCUCAAGUUUCUCGCCGACGACAUGCGGAGGUCGUUGUCGAAACCGUCCGUGUCGUCCCCGGCCCUCGCCGGACACACAUCAUCGGCCAAGUCGACCGUGAAUCGAAAACAGCGCGGGUCGCUGAUUUCACUCGCGGCGGCCGCGGCAACCACCGCCCCCGCCCAAAAGAAAGCCGUGUGCUUUGUCCGGUUAGAACGAUCGUCCACGUCGGCGAUCGUGGUCGUACACGUGGCAUUUUACGCGGCAAAGACGGCGAUUCGCAAGGCGGUGCUAGCCGACUUGAAGCGAUUGCUGCACUCAAGUGCAACUAACUCCCCUGGGGAACCGCGAAGUCCGGGCCUGGUCGUGAGCCACCGCCUGAUCCAACGCCUGCUGCUGGAGCCCCCCGCGUUGACGUGGCUCAUCGCACCAGAGCAGCCCGUGGCGGCCUUCACCCACCCGCCGAGUUGCUGCGGGGGGUCAGGCGUGUCGAUGCCCGUGUUUGCCGCGUCCAUGUGGCACGUCGUGUGGCUGUGGCACAUUCCCCCGCCGCAUCAAGUCGAAGCCAUGCGGCGGUUGCAACUGAACAGACAGCGCCAGGGAGGACUCGUGACUCUGCAAGCGACGCCGACGUUUGUGUUGCUGGCCCAAGAGGUGGUCGUGUGGAACAGCGGCCGGCCGACGGCGGCGCUGUAUCAGUGCGCAAUCUCGGUCGUGUCCGAUACCACCGUUAUGACGUCGUUCUGGAUGGAGCCUGUGACCGGCUACAUCGAUGCGACUUCGUCGUGUCUGACAGAAAACUCCAGACAUCAGCCGCCGGCAAUGUUUGGAACUCCCCCCCCGGCCUUGACCGCGUCGCCCUCGACGAAGCACGACACCGCCGCCACGAGGCUUUCGGAUACGCAAUGGUUUGAGCAAAUGCAGCAACAACUGUACCAAGCCGACUUGCAUGUCUUGUCGUGUCUGCUGACGUUCUACCGUAUCGUCCAGGCCGCCAAAGAUGGCAUCCGGGUCGUCCAGCCCCCCGACGACGUCGUGCUCCCCUGUCCACUCAAUGGGUUUCCGGUCCGGAACUCACCAUUUAGCGCCGCCCGCCUCAUGACUACCACCCCCCCCAGCACCGAGCGCUUCUUGCUGUACAUGGCGAACGACAACACCGCCAACCAGCAUUUGCACGCAAUGCUUGUCGACUCGUUUGUGCGUUUGGCCGAUUGCGAAGUGGCAUGGACAGAGUUCAAUCCACCGCCGCACACGGCAUGUGGCCCGCUGUGGAUCUCGCGGUCAAGUGCCACGUCAAAGUCAGAUACCCCCGCGGCGCCCCCUCCCCCCGGCCGCUGUUUUGCCAAAGUCGUCGGGGACAAUACGUUGCUGUUGGCGUUUGUUCCGACGUUGGACACCAUGGUCGCACACGCCAGUUCUUGUACGUUAUCGUCGUUGGAAGGGGGUGCAUCCCCAUCGGUCCGGCUCGACUCGGACGAAGAGACGGAGCGCCUGAAAUGGCUGGCAGGGCUGUCGUCGUCGACGGUCGUGGCUCCCCCGAUGGAGCACAUGACGAGGCAAGACUUGGUUUGGUUUGACCAACGCCGCCACUGGAUGGCCAACGACCCAAAACCGACGAGCGAAAACGAAGAUUCAAGUCCCCCCUUUGACGUGCUGCCGAUCCAGUUUUACGAGUGUUCGUUGCCGUUCAAGUCGCAGCCCGUCGUGACUGCUCAAAGCACCCCCGACUUGGACGCGUUUGUAGGUCAAGUUCGAGCUGCGCACAAACACAACUUUUCACACGGGGUGUACCACGCGCUGCGAAGUGGGGCGACCAUCGAGCCCUGUGACUUGCUCCAAGCGCUUUGGAGCUGCGUGCAUGUGCCGCUGGACGUGGACGUCACGCGUCUGCAUGCCAUGUUGCCGUUGGAAUCACCCUGCUCGUCCUCAGCCAGUGAAGACGACACGAGCAGCAGCGACGAAGAAGAAAUAGGACGAGGGCGACGAGGGGGCAACUUGGUUGUCCCGUCGGCGUCGCUAAAUGAGGCGUUGUCGGCGCUGAUUUCGGCGUCGUUGACGUCGAUCCCGCAUACCCAGUGGUAUUACUACACGGGGACCGCCGCCGCCGAUAACAACGACGACGACGACGACGAAGGCCAUCAAGACGCCCCGGAGGAGGAUGUCGCCGCUGCUGCGACGGACGGAAACGAGUCGUCUCAUCGAAACCACGCGACGUUCUUUGUGCGCUUUGAAUGCUGGCAGGACGAAGACGCGUCGUGGAUGUCCGAGGCGACCUCUGGCGGCCGCCCGCGAUCCAAAAGUGUGCGUGUGCUCAGUGCGUCCAACCACCUCACAGACGUCCUGAACAACAUGGCCCAGCCCUACCGCCUCGUCUCGGAUGACCACCCGACCACGUCGUUGAUUGAUCGUGUUCUGUUUUUGUCCAACCUGUUGAAGGACCCGCGUCAUCCGCGCGUGUAUCUCCGCCUCGUGGUCAUGACCCUUGCGCCGGAACAUGAUGCCGCCAACCAGCCACAGACAAAGGUGCCUAUCGUCCUCCGACGCCUUCGAAAUGCCAUCCAAGAGCUGUGCGCGCAACAUGUGCUUGCGAUCCUGCAGUGUCUGCCCCCGCGGUCGCUCGAGAGUCCGCCGCUGGGGGCGUUGGUCCGGCUCCUCUUUGACGAGCUGCCUGCCGCCAGUGUCCGCCAAGUCGAGUACCCGCUGGCGUUUCUGCCGCUGGAACUCCCCGACUGGCCGACGUUGCACUUGUUCCACGACCACUUGCUGUCCAACAACCCGUGGCUACGCCUCGUGCGAUGCGACCAAGUGUACUUUGUGUUCGAAGGGGAUGUCGAGCCCAUCUUGUACUGGGCGUACUUUACCGUCGUCGCGGGGGGGGAUUCCGUGUCACUUCAAUUACACAUCCCGACCUCUCGUGGAAUGUCGACUGGUCUGGACGAGCUCGGCCUGCUCACAAGACUGCACCUUGGCAUCGCCGCGACCGUCACCCAAGUGAAUCAAUUCCUGCUCUUGCAGCAAAUGCACGAAACGCGGUCGUGUAGUCCGCUGCUGCUGCCGUCGCCACACAACACAUCGUCGUCGUCAUCCAUCAUGCUAGCGUCGGCCCGAAGCAGCAGCCACAACAACCUAUUUGACAUGGCGACUGGUGCGCCUUCGUCCACGUCGGUAUCGUCGUCGCCCUUCUUUUGGCCGGGUCAGUUUGAAUGCCCCCUCAAGUUCCAGACCACAUUCGUGCUCAAGUCUCGGCUCGUGCCGCACUUGGCACUCAACAUGCUCUGUUCGUCCGCCCUCGAGCAGUUUCAAGUGCACAACCGACACCACCUGUUUGUCUAUCGCGACAAGCGAGGCCAUGUGUUUUACAUGACGUUGGUCGACAAAUCACAAGGAUCGUCGUCCGCCGCGAUUGAACUCCAAGUAUUUGGCAUCCGAGAACCUAGCGACGAAAUCACGGUCGAGCUGUGUCGUGUGCUCGAGCAAAAGCUGGACGAUACGCUUCUGCGCAUCCUCAUGAAGGCCAUGCCGACGAUGAAAGCGGCGCCGCGGACUGUCGCAGGCGCACCUGGCUCGUCGUCGUCGUUGUCAUCGUCAUCGCGACAGAACAAACUCACCACAUCCGACUUUGACUUUCUCGUGCCAGACAUUGCCGUUCCGACUUUCACAACCACCCAGGUGAUUCCUCCGGUCGACGGACUCUUGUUUUUGCACUUUGUCAAGGAAAAACUCGUCGAAACACCGUACAUCCGACUCGCGCCUCCAGUGGACCCAGCGGACGAGGCCAAGGGAGCGGAUCCGUUGUUGUCCGGAAUAGCGCCGUCGUCAGCGCCGUCAAGUGCUUCGAGUGGGACCGCCGCCCUUGGAGACGAAGAGCCGACGACGCUAUCGUUUGUGUUCAAUGUCAACCCCGAACUCAGUGGUCGAUCGGGAUUUGUGGCGAGCCUUGGCAAGGGCUUGGCGUGGGUGACGUUGGAAGUCGUGGAUGAUACCCCGAUUCAAAGUCCGUCCGUGGCUAGCCCACCUGUAUGGUCCAAAGUAUUGGCAACGUGGCCCCAGUGUCCGCAGUCCCAUCAGUCGGUUCGAUGGCGCGUAUACGUCCGAGGUCAAUUGUCGACCGACUUGAUGCAGGAAGUGCUCACGACAGCCGUGCACCAGGCGCUGUACGAAUACGCGAUCGAAUCCAUGUUGAGUCGACAGACGACGCCCCAGACGUCAUACCAUUACUCUGUCGAAACCGUGCGCGAACUGCGCAAGCUGAUGGACAAAGCCGGCCACUUGUCGGCCACGACCAUCACGCUCAUGCAACAGCGCGAUAUUGUUCCGUCAUACGACAUUGAACACGUUGUCAAGCAACUUGCAGUGCCUUUCGAGCGGUUGCCUGGAAACGUCCAACCGCACGUAUUCUUUCGCGCAGACAGCGAUGUGCCAUACGAGCCGUACGAUGGAGGAGACAGCAGCAGCGGCGUUGGGGAGGAGGCGGCGGCGUCAUACUCGUUUACCCACGCAUUUACGUUUGUGUGUCCGAUGGGGGCCGGCAGCGCGUUCACGUUUGACGAACCAGACAGGCUGAGCAAAUCGUUCUCGGCGUCGUCGCUGCAAUCCGUGGACACGCUGAACUCGCCCAUGAUGAUCUCACCACGGCAAUCGCAUCCCAAGGACGACACGAUGCUGCACUCGACCGUGUUGUCGCGCUCCCGCCAUCUGUUUUACCAGGUCGAGCUGACCCACAAGGGACUGGUGUUUGCCAGCUACAACUGCCACCCCCAUGUCCUCGACAUCCUCAGCACCGGGUUUGCCAAGGCGCUUGGGUGGUGCAGUCUCCGGCAGACGCUGCUUCGAAGCAUCCUGUUCCAAAAGCGGGGGUACGCGCUGGCGUCGCCCACCACCUGCUCGAUGCUCCAACCCAGCGCCAUGGUCGUACGCCCGCCGUCCGUGGUGGGCAAGGCGCCGGCGUGGACAGGGCGGGAUUUUACAAGCACGUUGAUCGCAUUCACGCCCCAAGUGUUUCACGUGUUGCUUGACCACAACAACCCCCCCGCCCUCGUGACGGCGACCAUGGUGCGGGCUGUCGACGGCAUGGGGCUCGUCGAGUAUCUCCGCGAAACGGGCACCCCCAUCGAAGACAUCCCUGCCAUGCGACCGCGAGGCACGAGCAGUACCGUCUCGGAAAAGCUCGACACCAACAACCCCGUGACCCCAAUUCCGGCCCCCGUCCCGCUGCCCCGCACGGGGGUCGCCAACCCGCCCCCUACCGCCACCGCGACGUCGGUACGCAAGGCCAACGUCCCACCCAACGCCACCAAUGCCCUCAUGGCGGCACGUGCCAGAGCUCGAGGCGUCGUGAAGGCCGCCCCCGUCGCCAGUACUGCCGCCGCGACUACGACGGACGACGCCGAAACGAAAUUACCCCCCGCUUGGACGUUGACAUUGAACAAGGACAUGUUGGCCCCUCGGUCGUCAUUGUCGAAAGCUGCGAAUCAUGUUCCUACGACGACAGCAAAGCAACCGUCAACCACGGCGUUAACUGCACCCCCCAAGGCCAGUCUCCCUCCCAUUCGAAGGCUCUCCACAUCCGAAAAAGCCACCUCCACUUGCAAUGAGCACUUGUGGCGGCACACGUUGCGCACGCUUCUGCCGUCGUCAUUCAGCCAUUACAAUCAAAACGAACGCAAUGAACUGCUCAAAGCGACGGACCCGCUGUCGUACCACGGAGCCAAGCUACGGUCGGCGCUGGACUUUCACGACCAGCAUCGCAUGCAGUACAAUCAAGUGUACGACCUGUUCAAGUCGCUCAUGGCGCAAGAGUGCCUGGCCGGUCGACCGAUUCCGUCCUACGCCGUGGACCAACUCGUCGGAUGUGGCCGGCUAAUGCUCCAUCGGCACUUUCUCGUGAGCUUCUCAGGCGUGUGGCCUUCGACUGCGUCUAACGUGGCACACCACGUGAGUGGCAUGCUCACGCUGCUGUCGUAUGAGAUCCAGUUCAUUUUCAACGACGUGUACGCGGCCGUGGGCCGUCUCCACGUCGACUUUCUCUGCCACGGUGGUACCGCCCCCAAAAGUACCCCCGCGACGACGAGUGCCAGUAGUAGUCCGGUGCAAACUUUGAUCCACCAAGUGGCCACGGAUCGCCCACACCUCCAAAUCGCCCACACCGCAGCGUUCCGACAGGUGCUUGUGAAACAUUUAGAAAAAGCAGGGUUCAGGGCGCUGCCUUCCCAGCCGCCACCGUGUCUAGUGUACGUCAAGAAAGUCACGGAAGGGUUGGUGCUGGUGGAGGUCCUGGACAAGGGAAACGGGAUGACUGUACGUGCGUACUUUGUAUCGGAGCGCGACGUGGUGAGUCUCGAUGCCGGCCGACACUUGCCCCAGUCCAGCUACGUUCAGCUGACCGGGGACCAAGUCGUGUACACGAUGGCAUACGUGCAGACGCUGCUGCAGCUCAAGCCAAUGGUGUACGACUUCGCAGUCGCCGACUUGCACGCGUACUUGCUCAAGACAUUGGCCAUGACCAAAGACCAGCUCAAGGCGCACUUGGUCGCCCCCCGUGACUUGCGCCACGUCACGAGUGGCAUGGAAAUGCUCAUGGCCAAACACCCGAGCCCCCCCACGGGCGCCAACCACUGCAUCACCGCGUUUGAAGUGGACGUCAACUUAGCCGAGGACGUGUCCUUGUUGGUGCGAUACAUUGCGUGCCACGCCAAGCGGUACUAUGUGAGUGAUUUGCUCGUGUUUGGCACCCCCAAUGCCAUCGCCGCGCGGUCUGUGACAGGGCACUUUCUCCGCAACGUCAACGGCAACGUCGAGUGUCCGUACUCACUGGUACUCACGAGCGUCGGCCCCAACACAGUUAAAGCGUUUGGGUUGCAUAUGCACCACAAUCCGUUUCAGACGACCGAGCUCAUGGGGGAAGUCGAGAUAUUUAUUUUGGAGUUGCUCGACACCGCCCAAGUCGACUACCGCCGCGACGUGCUGUGGUCGCAACUGCUCUGCUCGGGCAAGUCCCUCGCGGUACAAGCGCAAAUGCACCUGCCUCCGAAUUGGGUGGUCGAAGUUGGGCCAGAGCAAUUGGAGGAAUGCCUGGCGUUGUCAGUUCGAACGCCAUUUGUCUCCAUCGACCCUGUCCUUGGCGAGUUGCUCAAGCUGCCGGUCCCGUGGCACGAGUUUGCCUCGCUUCUGGAAGCCGUCCACAAAGAAACGAUGCGCGAGUACCAUUUCAAGGACACUCGGCAUGUCCUGCUCAUGUGCGUGGGGGCUCGAGACAUCAUGAUUCACAUCCAGCACGACUCGACUUCGCACGUCCAGAUGGAAAUAUGUCGACGGGACGCGCCCCCCAACGGCAUGCUGUCCCCAGAACAGCGCAAGACGCUGCGAGAUUUUGUCAAUCACAUCGUGUACUGGCUGUGGACGCAACUCAAUUCGUAAAGACCCAGUUUGUCCAAUAAUUAUAGUAUGAGUUCUCUCGUUGUACUGGUCAUCGUCGUGGAGAUGGUGUAACGUUAGUGGGGUUGGUAACAUCGCUAUCGCUCGUGCACCACCAACCGUUCCUUGGCCAGUUGUAAAAACAUCUUUUUGAAACCUGGACCGUAUAUCCGAGGCUUGAACUUUGCAGGGUGGACGCCUUCGGCCGUGGUCGACGUGGUUUCGUGGCUACUCUGACUGGUCGUGUCACUGCCAUGCUGCUGCUGCCUCCUUGCCCGCGGAGAUUGCGACGUUCUCGAGGCAGUCGACGACGAGGUGGCGGUGGACGCGGACGUUUGGGGUCGCGAGUUGGCAGGUGCUUUGCUGGCGGACGGAGGCCGAGCUGUAGGUGGCUUGGUGGCUUUGGC
Aphanomyces astaci is the source of this 9803-nucleotide messenger RNA. RefSeq lists its product as hypothetical. Gene Ontology annotation, cellular component: peroxisome. The coding region runs from base 34 to 9399 and encodes 3121 amino acids. The record is from RefSeq and is a predicted model, not a curated record. The transcript is spliced from 9 exons. NCBI's taxonomy places the organism in Eukaryota, Oomycota, Saprolegniomycetes, Saprolegniales, Verrucalvaceae.